Molecule: messenger RNA, 1561 nt
Organism: Cuscuta campestris
Lineage: Eukaryota; Viridiplantae; Streptophyta; Magnoliopsida; Solanales; Convolvulaceae
Source: the annotation of a GenBank genome assembly
CCCUCCGGUGCUCGAAGCCUCCCCAUGUCCACACUCCACAGUCCAACUUUUUUCACUGGGUUUAAGAGCUGGAACAAAACAAAUCUGCACAUUUGGCGGGAACUUUUUUUAGUUUAGAAUCUAGUGGGACGAAUGGGAAGAUAGAGAGAGAGAGCGUCGCAGAAGCGAAAAUGAAGCCUGUGGGAGGAGAUCUGCCGAAUUGGUCGAUGAAGCCUUGCAUGAUGGGUAUUGACGAAGCUGGUCGGGGCCCCGUUUUAGGACCGAUGGUGUAUGGAUGCUUAUACUGCGCUGUAUCAUACCAGAAGACUCUUUCCACUCUGAAAUUUGCAGACUCUAAAAUUCUAAAAGAAGAGAAGAGGGAAGAGUUAUUUGAGGACUUGAAGACUAAUGAUUCAAUAGGAUGGGCUGUUGAUGUUAUAGAUCCUAGAGAACUAUCUGCCAAAAUGUUGAAAAAGAAUAAAAUAAACCUUAAUGAGAUAUCACAUGAUUCUGCUAUUGGCCUAGUCAGGAGGGUGUUGGACUUGGGUGUUUUGUUAACAGAGGUGUAUGUGGAUACAGUGGGUGAUGCUGACAAAUACAGACUGAAACUGUCUGAAAGAUUUCCAAGCAUCAAAUUUGUGGUUGCAAAAAAGGCUGACAGUCUUUACCCUGUAGUAAGUGGAGCAAGUAUAGUUGCAAAGGUUACAAGGGACAGAGCUCUUCAAGAUUGGGUGUUUGAUGAGACUGCUGACAAUAUGCAUAGGAGCUUUGGAUCUGGAUACCCUGCAGAUCCAGACACAAAGACCUGGCUGGAUCAUCACAAACAUGUAGUGUUUGGUUUUCCAACACUGGUCCGCUUCAGCUGGGGAACUUGCAAUUCAUACUCCAAAGACAUUGCUGAGGUCUUAUGGGAAUGCGAUGCGAAUGGCGAAGACAAAAGCAACGGUAAAUCCAACAAGCGGCAGUUAAAGCUAACUAACAUUGGGUUCAGUAGCAGUUUGAAAAGGAAUAGUGAAGAGAUUGAGUCAAGUGGGAAAGGGCGAAGCAGCAAGUUCUUUCAAUCCCGCAAACUUGAGCUAAUCCCUCACUUCUAAGUGCAGAAAACAUCUGUCUGCAACGGAUGUGUUUGUGUUUCAACAUUAAAAAACUAUGGUUCCAGUGUCGACCACUACCAACAAAGGUAACAUGUUAAGAAUAACUGUUACUAGGCUAAUUCACCCCAUAAGAGUUCUCAAGAGAUGAGGUUUAUCUCAUACCGAGUACUUAUUAAGGGGAUCAUUCGUUCAUAUUCUAGUUGAUGUGGGAUAAUACUCCGUAAUAAACUCCCAAAUCACGCCAAUGUUGACAAUUUUAUUCUGUUUCCGGUUCGGGUUUUAUUGUAAUUAUUCAAUGCAAUGUGAAAAUGGGUAGAGAUGUACAAAUCAAAUAGAGCUCUCGAGGGCUUGUUUGGCACAAGGAUUAAAUAGGAUUGGGACAGAUGAGACUAGGAGAUAAGCUUGAUUUGGUUUGUGAUAGUCGUCGUGUUUGGUGGAGUGUGAAACGUCUUGUUAGAUUGUUAUGGCAAUAAAAAUCAGUUUAAAGA